This is a messenger RNA of Callorhinus ursinus (northern fur seal), 3103 nucleotides long. It is a transcript of the gene KDM1A, whose product is annotated as lysine demethylase 1A. NCBI's taxonomy places the organism in Eukaryota, Metazoa, Chordata, Mammalia, Carnivora, Otariidae. Gene Ontology annotation, molecular function: oxidoreductase activity; chromatin binding; flavin adenine dinucleotide binding. The record is from RefSeq and is a predicted model, not a curated record. Gene Ontology annotation, cellular component: nucleus. Gene Ontology annotation, biological process: chromatin remodeling; regulation of DNA-templated transcription.
CCGGGGCCUUUUUGUCCGGACGCGGCGGGAGCGCGCUCAGCGCGUGCGUACGCGGCGGCGGUUGGCAGCGAGCUCCCAGUGUGAAGUGAGGCGAGGCAAGGCGGCUCCGGACCCACGGACCGACAGACCGAGCGGCCCCUUCGGCCGUCGGCGGCCAGGCGGCCAGAGAUGUUGUCUGGGAAGAAGGCCGCGGCGGCCGCGGCGGCAGCAGCAGCGGCGGCGGCGGGGACUGAGGCUGGCCCCGGGGCAGCGGGCGGCGCGGAGAACGGCUCCGAGGUGGCCGCGCCGCCCGCGGGCCUGUCGGGCCCUACCGAGGCCGGGCCGGGGGUGGCCGGAGAGCGCACUCCCCGCAAGAAAGAGCCUCCGCGGGCCUCGCCCCCCGGGGGACUGGCCGAGCCACCGGGGUCCGCCGGUCCUCAAGCCGGGCCUACCGUCGUUCCUGGAUCUGCGACCCCCAUGGAAACGGGAAUCGCGGAGACUCCGGAGGGGCGGCGGACCAGCCGGCGCAAGCGAGCGAAGGUAGAGUACAGAGAGAUGGAUGAAAGCUUGGCCAACCUCUCAGAAGAUGAGUAUUAUUCAGAAGAAGAGAGAAAUGCUAAAGCAGAAAAAGAAAAGAAGCUUCCCCCACCACCCCCUCAAGCCCCACCAGAGGAGGAAAAUGAAAGUGAGCCUGAAGAACCAUCUGGGCAAGCAGGAGGACUUCAAGACGACAGUUCUGGAGGGUAUGGAGACGGCCAAGCAUCAGGUGUGGAGGGUGCAGCUUUCCAGAGUAGACUUCCUCAUGACCGGAUGACUUCUCAAGAAGCAGCCUGUUUUCCAGAUAUCAUCAGUGGACCGCAGCAGACCCAGAAGGUUUUUCUGUUCAUUAGAAACCGCACAUUGCAGUUGUGGUUGGAUAAUCCAAAGAUUCAGCUGACCUUUGAGGCUACCCUCCAACAAUUAGAAGCUCCUUACAACAGUGAUACUGUGCUUGUCCACCGAGUUCACAGUUAUUUAGAGCGUCACGGUCUAAUCAACUUCGGCAUCUAUAAGAGGAUAAAACCCCUACCAACUAAAAAGACAGGAAAGGUAAUUAUUAUAGGCUCUGGGGUCUCAGGCUUGGCAGCGGCUCGUCAAUUACAAAGUUUCGGAAUGGAUGUCACACUUCUGGAAGCCCGGGAUCGAGUGGGUGGACGAGUUGCUACAUUUCGCAAAGGAAACUAUGUAGCUGAUCUUGGAGCUAUGGUAGUGACAGGUCUUGGAGGGAAUCCCAUGGCUGUGGUCAGCAAACAAGUAAAUAUGGAACUGGCCAAGAUCAAGCAAAAAUGCCCACUUUAUGAAGCCAAUGGACAAGCUGUUCCUAAAGAGAAAGAUGAAAUGGUAGAGCAAGAGUUUAACCGGUUGCUAGAAGCUACGUCUUACCUUAGUCAUCAGCUAGACUUCAAUGUCCUCAAUAAUAAGCCUGUGUCCCUUGGCCAGGCAUUGGAAGUUGUCAUCCAGUUACAGGAAAAGCAUGUCAAAGAUGAGCAAAUUGAACAUUGGAAGAAGAUAGUGAAGACUCAGGAGGAGUUGAAAGAACUUCUUAAUAAGAUGGUAAAUUUGAAAGAGAAAAUUAAAGAACUCCAUCAGCAAUACAAAGAAGCAUCUGAGGUCAAGCCACCUAGAGAUAUCACUGCCGAGUUCUUAGUGAAAAGCAAACACAGGGAUCUGACUGCCCUGUGCAAGGAAUAUGAUGAAUUAGCUGAAACACAAGGAAAGCUAGAAGAAAAACUUCAAGAAUUGGAAGCCAAUCCCCCAAGUGACGUGUAUCUCUCAUCAAGAGACAGACAAAUACUUGAUUGGCAUUUUGCAAAUCUUGAAUUUGCUAAUGCUACACCUCUCUCUACACUCUCCCUUAAACAUUGGGAUCAGGAUGACGACUUUGAGUUUACUGGCAGCCAUCUGACAGUGAGGAAUGGCUACUCGUGUGUACCUGUGGCUUUAGCGGAAGGCCUGGACAUUAAAUUGAACACAGCGGUGCGGCAGGUUCGCUACACAGCUUCGGGGUGUGAAGUGAUCGCUGUGAAUACCCGCUCCACAAGCCAGACCUUUAUUUAUAAGUGUGAUGCAGUUCUCUGUACCCUCCCCUUGGGUGUGCUGAAGCAGCAGCCCCCAGCCGUUCAGUUCGUGCCGCCUCUUCCUGAGUGGAAAACAUCUGCAGUCCAAAGGAUGGGAUUUGGCAACCUUAACAAGGUAGUACUGUGUUUUGACCGUGUGUUCUGGGAUCCAAGUGUCAAUUUGUUUGGGCAUGUUGGCAGUACGACGGCCAGCAGGGGUGAGCUCUUCCUCUUCUGGAACCUCUAUAAAGCUCCAAUACUAUUGGCACUGGUGGCAGGAGAAGCUGCCGGCAUCAUGGAAAACAUAAGUGAUGAUGUGAUUGUCGGCCGAUGCCUGGCCAUCCUCAAAGGGAUUUUUGGUAGCAGUGCGGUGCCCCAGCCCAAGGAGACUGUGGUGUCUCGCUGGCGUGCUGACCCCUGGGCCCGGGGCUCCUAUUCAUACGUAGCUGCAGGAUCAUCUGGAAAUGACUAUGAUUUAAUGGCUCAGCCAAUCACUCCCGGCCCCUCAAUUCCAGGGGCUCCCCAGCCAAUUCCACGACUCUUCUUUGCUGGAGAACAUACAAUCCGUAACUACCCAGCCACUGUCCAUGGCGCUCUGCUGAGUGGGCUGCGAGAAGCAGGAAGGAUUGCAGACCAGUUCCUGGGGGCCAUGUAUACCCUGCCUCGCCAGGCCACACCAGGCGUCCCUGCACAGCAGUCCCCAAGCAUGUGAGACUGACGGGUUCUGAGGGAAGCCCCAUGUGUGAGUCUUUUGCUGUGUAAGCAAAGCUCUCAUGGCAAUCCUGGAUCUCACGGAGAAACUCACUCUGGCAUCUGGGCUCCAGCCAGCUGUUGGAACUCAUGAUGCCAGGUGGCCAAGGAGGUGGCCUCCUUUGAGGGACUUAGAGCUAGAGAGGCAGUUGUCCAUUAGUGUGGAAGUCAGUGUUCUUCCUAAAGACUGAGGUAAGCAAGCCUCGUGAGAGGACAUCUUAGUCUCUUGGUGUGUGGUGGUUUUUUAUAUUUUAAAAAUAAAGCUUCAUAUAAAAUUC